GCCAUGAUCGCCGACCUCAACGUUGAUCCACCUGAGAGCGAUGGCGAGGACUGCACGCUCAUUUCCCAUCCCGAUUCGAACACCAGGUGUUGACAACUUGAUGUGAACAUGUGAUGCAAGCCUAGUCAAUCUUAUGGGAUUUUGAUUGGUAAUUGUGCUAAUGAACUGUUGAGACACAGCCUUUUCAAAGGCAAAGAACUGAAGAUUUAAUCUGUUCCAUUCAUUAAUACAUGAUGAUGUUUUGAUGAAAUGCAUGGGAGACAGUUAUUGGGAGUUGUCAAGGAGGAGGUUAGGGGUUCCAGGGGUUACUGUAUAAGUUUGUCACAUCAAUUAUGAUCCAAUGGCACUAUCUAAUCUUUAUCUUUGACUCCAGUUUGAAUGCCUUUUCUAUCAUUAAAUUUUAUAAUCCAUGCUGUUUUAAAGGUAUUCCAUUUCAAUUUUAUAUUUCCAUUAUUUUUAUCCAACCAUUUAUUCGAAUUGUGUACCCCAGAUUCUGCAGCUUUCCGAUUCAUAAAAUUUUCUUCUAUUAGUGUAAAUACCAAGUUUAACGUUCAUUGUUCUUAUCUCAUUGUCUCAUGUCUUUUGACAACAUGCCUCCUUAUCCUCUAGUGUAACCUUAAGUUUGCAAUUCUGUUAUAUUCUAUUCUGAUGUAAACAUGAUUUCCAAAACAUGGUUUGUGGAGAAAGUUGGUAUUUGUUGGUUGUCCCUUAUAUGAAAUUUCCAUCUUUCAUCUUUAGAUAUUCUACUUCCGAUUAGUCUGGUUCUUUUUUUUUUUUCAAACAAGUUUUAGUUAGAGUUACUAUGUCUUUUACUUGCUGUAUUGCAUUAUUCAUAUUUGGAACACAUUUAUUAUCAAUUAAAUGACUGAAACCAGUAAGUGGCGGGCAUUCUUGUAGAAGGUUGAGUUAUGUGAUUAGUUCAGAUUUUUUGCAUUGUAAGUUAAUCUUCUAUCCUGCUGCUGUCUGUCUGCAGUUCUGAAUGCACCAGUGGAUCCUAAUUACCACCUUCACAUUUCAUUGUUGUAAUCAUCAUCAUUACUAUUGGGUGACUAACAAUGACGAUAGCAGCUUAGUUAAAACUACAGUAAUUGCCAGAGAUGCUGAUGUAAUUGAAGGAGAAGAUCUCGAUCAACAAUGCCCUGUGGUUUCUAUGUCACGGGAGGAGAAAGUUGGCAGCCUAAAAGCUGGCUUGGUUCAUGUUGCACGAAAAAUGCCAAAAAAUGCCCAUGCUCACUUUAUACUUGGCCUAAUGCAUCAAAGAUUGGGUCAACCGCAGAAGGCAGUUUCAGCAUUUGAAAAAUCAUCUGAGAUACUGUUACGGGACGAAGAGGAAAUUCGCCGGCCUGAUUUGCUGUCUUUAGUGUUGACACAUCAAGCACAGUGCAUUUUGCAAGGAAAUUCAGGGGAUAACUCAGACAAAGAACUUGAAGCUGAAGAAUUAGAAGAAAUUCUGACCAAAAUGAAAGAUUCUGUGCUGUCAGAUGUCAAGCAAGCAGCUGUUUGGAACUCACUUGGCUUAAUACUUAUGAGGACCAACCGUUUGCAGAGUGCCAUAUCAAUUUUAUCAUCCCUCUUGGUUUUUGUCCCUGACUACUUAGAUUCACUUGCAAAUCUUGGUGUUGCAUAUCUUCAAAGUGGUAAUCUGCAACUCUCUGGAAAAUGCUUCCAAGAUCUAAUCUUGAAGGAUCACAACCAUCCUGCCGCCUUUGUGAACUAUGCAGUCUAUCUUUUGUGUUACUAUGGAUCAGUAAUUGCAGUUUCAGGUGCCGGUGCUUGUGCGAGUGAAGGAGCUGAUCCGCAUCAAGUUGAAGCUACCGCUGUUGCAAAAGAGUGUCUUCUGUCAGCCAUAAAAUCUGAUCCAAAAUCCGGGCCCCUAUGGGUGAAUCUUGCUAACGCAUACGAUGUGGCCGGUGAACAUAGGAAUGCAAAGAAGUGCUUAGAGCAGGUAGCAAAAUUGGAACCCAGUCAAAUGUCUGCACGGUAUGCCAUUGCCGUUCAUCGUAUCAAAGAUGCCGAAAGGUAUCAGGAUUCAACAGAACAGCUUUCCUGGGCAGCAAAUGAAAUGUAUUCAAUACUGAAAGAAGGUGACCCUGCAAUAAUUGAUCUUACCACAGCAUGGGCUGGGUUAGCUAUGGCCCAUAGAGCUCAACAAGAGAUUUCCGCUGCAUAUGAAACUGGAUCAAAGGACUUGGCAGAGACAGAAGAGCGAGCUCUCUACGUGUUAAAACAAGCAAUUGAGGAGGAUCCUGAUGAUUCUGUGCAAUGGCAUCAGCUUGGUCUGCACUAUUUAUAUAGAUUACAGUUCAAGACAUCGGUGCGCUUCCUCAAGGCUGCAUUGGCUCGUCGCAAGGAAUGUGCUUAUGCCUGGUCCAAUCUUGGUAUCUGUCUGCAACUAUCUGGCGAUCCAUCUUCGGCCGAAGAAGCAUACAAGCGAGCUAUCUCAUUGUCGACACCACAACACGUGCACGCCACCCUGUCUAACCUGGGAAAUCUUUACCGUCAACAGAGAAGAUACGAACAUGCAAAGGCAAUCCUUACAAAAUCUCUGGAACUCUCCUCCGGAUACGCACCAGCACACAACAAUCUCGGUCUCGUGUUUGUGGCCGGACGCCAGUUAGAUGAAGCUAUAGCCUCCUUCGACAAGGCUCUCCAGUUAGAUCCAUUGCUUGAUGCUGCUAAAUCAAAUAUGGCGAAAGCUAUCGCCAUGUCUAAGAAGCCGGAAACCACAUAAGCAUUCGCUUUGCGUAAUCAAACAUGAUGAUACAUCGGCACAAAGAGUUUCCUCAGAAGGCUCGACACUCACCGAAAAUCUUUGAAAUUCGGAGUUCCAGACACCAACUAUCCUGGAAAAAAAAAUGCAGGCAUCAACCAAGCUCUGAGGGAGUGAAUUAUCCGAAAUUUUCCGAAUUUUUCGAAUUUUUCCUUUGGUUGAUGCUAAUGUUUUAGGAUUCUAGAUUUGUAUCCAGUAAAUGAACAGAUUUUAUUUCUUAUAAACAGACCAUUAGUGAUUGAUGUACAGUGAGAGUAUUUCAUUUCUUAUAAUUCUAUUGUAGCUUGUUUAUUUU
Dioscorea cayenensis subsp. rotundata (Guinea yam) is the source of this 3065-nucleotide messenger RNA. Its product is annotated as UDP-N-acetylglucosamine--peptide N-acetylglucosaminyltransferase 110 kDa subunit. The record is from RefSeq and is a predicted model, not a curated record. The transcript is spliced from 14 exons. NCBI's taxonomy places the organism in Eukaryota, Viridiplantae, Streptophyta, Magnoliopsida, Dioscoreales, Dioscoreaceae. Bases 980 to 2731 code for a protein of 583 amino acids. Gene Ontology annotation, molecular function: protein binding.